Molecule: messenger RNA, 6964 nt
Organism: Wyeomyia smithii (pitcher-plant mosquito)
Lineage: Eukaryota; Metazoa; Arthropoda; Insecta; Diptera; Culicidae
Gene: kibra
Product: protein kibra
Exons: 9
Coding region: 1486-4923 (1145 amino acids)
Biological process (GO): negative regulation of organ growth; regulation of hippo signaling; regulation of DNA-templated transcription
Cellular component (GO): cytoplasm
Molecular function (GO): kinase binding; molecular adaptor activity
Source: RefSeq, a predicted model, not a curated record
UCUCGGAUCGCCUCUUGGGAAAGAAUGUGGUGUCACUUGGUAUCGCACCUCCACGGACACUUUUUUCUACAGUUUUAAUCAGCUAGACAGUGCGAGUGGUAAGCAAUCAGUGCGGAGUUCGAAACCAUUUGCAGUCGCCAAUUGCUGCUACAGUUAGUGCAAUCACCAUUCGAUGCGCGAGAAGAAAAAAAGGUUGAUUGUGGCGUGUUGGGGCUCAGUAUCUCUCGGAUAGGCUGUUUUUUUCGCUGUACCAAACCCCAAGGGAGGUGUAAUUCGUGUGGCGCGGUUGGCGGUGACGCUGAGCGACCGCAUAUUUAGGUGGAAACUAGUUUUCUUUCAGUAGUAACUUUGCGAGUGAGCGAGGGCUGCCCCGUUUGCAUACUUUCGAGCAUCAGCCUCAGACUCCUUGUUGGGUGGAGAGUGCGAGAGGUGGACAAAGUGUUUCAGUGUUGAUCCCCUUGGCGCCUUCAUCGUCGUCGUCGUCGUCGUCGACAGUUGCGCUAAAUACCGCAAAUCAACAAUCUUCAGCGUGGGGCUCCGCUUGGACCGUCGUCACGAAGGCUUCACAGUUUUCCAGUGCCAUCGAAUUGAAAUACGGUAGGCACUCCAGUAGCACUGUUUACGCAAGCAGCAGUAAGGGCCUUCGUACGAGGUGUUGACUUGAAAGGGGAGAAUGAGUUAAAGUGCCUGCUAGUAGUGCAGAAGAAAAAGUUACAAAGGAAGCAAGCGUGUUGUUGGAAAGAAGAAAAACCAAAGUUAUUCCGCGAAAUAAGAGCAACUUGAGAUUGCGCACUGAUCGGUGAAGAGCUGCCGAAAGAAAAGAGGAUUUGCGGUUCUCGGCUUAAGCAGAGUGCGCUUGGUGUGCGGCGGGGAAUAUUGGAAUUUCUCACAUCCUGCGGGAAAUGUAAACCUAGUGAAGAGAUAUGGAGCGCGUGUGAUUCCGCCGUGGACAAAAGGAACGUCGUUUGGAGAGUGUGUGAGCGAGUAAUUGGCUGAAACCAGACCGACAGAUAGAAAGAGAGAAAGAGCAUUCGAAUCGCAGAGGAAAACCUGCAAUGGGGAAGAAUACCGCGGUCUACUAUUUUCAACUGCAGCAGUAACUAAUCGAGGUUUGGUGUUGGCAUUGCCAAUAUUACUAGUGGAAAAAUUUCGCCAAAAAUCAGUGCAGAUGAAAAGUUUACCUAAACCGUAUAGAAAGCGCGAAGCUAAGUGUGUCCGAUUGUCGCAUCCAGUUUAGUGAAGGCAAAAUCUUUCAAAGUGGCUUCAAUCGAAGCGCCAGGGUAAUGUGAAGAAAGUGGCUAAUCGCAGCCUACGAAAAGAAGAAGAAGAAGAAAAAUAAGAAAAGGAAGCGCGAAAUAGCAAAUCAAGGGAAGUGUUUGAGGGGGGACAAGGCGCCUGCAGUGGAAGUAAGAAAAUAGGUUUCAGUCACUAGAUUUUGUUCAACUGCGUUCGAGGGGCAACCGCACUGGAGGAGAAAGAUAAAUUAUGCCAAAAAGCUCCAGCAAUGCAGAUUUACCACUCGGCUGGGAGAUUAAUACCGACUAUGAUGGAAAGGUUUAUUUUAUUGAUCAUAUUAAUAAGAAAACCACUUGGAUCGACCCUCGUGACAAACUCACCAAGCCUGAAACGUUCGCCGACUGUAUCGGAAAUGAGCUGCCUUUCGGUUGGGAGGAGAGCUACGACCCUCAGAUCGGAACGUACUAUAUCAACCAUAACUCGCAAACGACCCAGCUCGAGGAUCCCCGGUUGGAAUGGAAAAGUAAGCAGGAGGAGAUGUUACGCGAGUAUCUCUGCUCCGCACAGGUCACACUGGAGGCAAAGAAGGAGAUCUUCAAUGUGAAAACACAACGGCUGCACCUAGCCCAGGAGGAGUACAACCACCUGAACACGCUGGCCGCCAGUAGGACUAGCUUAUGUUCUUCCACAAGCUCAUGUAGUACAAAGUUCGAUCCUGAACUACUGCGAGCGGACCUCGCAUUAGCCAAGGAGCGCGUGUUCCGGCUUAAGAAGGAACUAUCUCGGAUACAAAAGGAAAUGAAUAAUACUCAGAAGGGCGUCGAUACACUGUCAAGUGUCGAGCAAAAGUUGAAUUCUCACAUAAACGGCUGCUACAACAUAACGGAGGCCCAGGCCAUACUGGAAGAGGUGAAGAAGAUCCAGAAGUCGCUUAUCACCGGCGAAAAGGAGAAGAAGGAACUGAUGAAGAGUCUGGCGCAGGUGAAGGACGAUCUUACGAGACUCCAGCUGCGGCAGGAGAGUCCGGAUGCUUCGACAUUCAACCUGGCGCAGGACCGCGUAUGUGCGGCAUCGCAGACAGACCUAUCGUCGGAGAACUUCCCCAUGGGAGCACGAGAGAUGGCCAAAAUGCGCCAAAGGUACGACGAGUGGCGAAAGCGGGUUAAGGAGAUCCAGGAAAAGCUUGCGGCACUAGAGGAAAAAAUAAGACCCGGAGAGGUUGAAUCCGACCAGGACCGGUUGCUGCUGUUCCAGGAGAAGAAACAACUACUGCUAGAGUACCGAAGUAUUACGCCCAAAUCUCGUUCUGAAACGGAGAUGAUACGAAUACAAACGGUGUGCAAACAGCUGGAGGAAGAUUUGAACAUGGCCUACGAGGAAUCGAAUCAGUGCAUAGCGAACCGGUUGAAGCUGCACGAAGAGAAGCAGGCGUUGCUGCAGAAAUUACUGGAAGCCCUUAAAGAAUUCACUCAUCUCGAGAAUCAGCUGAAAUCUCUGUCUGCAAGUACCCUCUCGAUUAGUAGCAGUUCCAGCUUAGGAUCGCUUUCAACUGCGAGCAGUAAGGGAUCGCUAAGUGGACUUAGUUUCACUGAUAUCUAUGGUGACCCACUGUCUACGGAACCUCAAAUUGACAUGGUAGACAUAAAUCGGCGGGUACAACGAUUGUUCCAUCCCAGUUCGGAUGUUUUGUUAUCACCACGAAGCAGUCUGUCGAUGGAAACACCUCCUGCCUCUCCGAUGAAGUUGGAAUGGAACGGUGGUGAAAUGCAGUACAAGAACCCCGGCCUGUAUAAUGCUCCUGCUCCAAGCUACGGUGGCACCGAAUACAACCUAGAUAAGCAGAGGUUGGAUGAACAGUUACAAGAGCUGAAAAUUCGCCAGCUGGGGAUAGUUCCACUUUCUCCGAUUUAUGAGAAGCCAUCUUAUUUGGAUAUUCCCCCAGCGGUUAUACUCAGUCGAUCUUCUUCCACGUCCAAUACUCGAUCCGUAUCCACAACGGUCAGCGAUGAAUCGGUCGCCGGAGACUCUGGGGUAUUUGAAGCAUCGCGUGCGUUACUUACUAACAAAGAAUGCGCUCAGAUCCAAAUUGGUAUUCGGUACGCCGUGACUGACAGCACCUUGUGUAUAACGAUAGAAAAGGGUCGCAACUUUACAGCACUGAGUCUACCCGAUGGCUGCCAGUUGUUCAUCCGUGCAAUUCUUCUCCCCGGAACGGCAACUCCGUUUAUCCGUACUAACGCUGUCACUGAUUUCGUGAAGCCAGUGUUCAAAACAAUGCUGGUUUCGCAGCUACCGCUGGAGAAGGUUUACACGAAAUCUUUGCACGUGAAGGUGAUGAUUCUCGUGGGGCAGCGUGAAGAUUGGGUCGGAAGUACUCAGAUUAGUCUAGCGGAGUUUAAUCCGGCGGAUUCGAUUAGCAAGUGGUAUAACAUUAUUAGCCGAAAAUCGAUGAACGAAUCGGAAUCGCUCGAAGGUUGCGCCGGUCCAAGCGGAAUCAAGGAGGAAUCGUCGGACGAGUCAACCAUUAUCUCGUCACAAACGUCGACACUGACGCGUAAUCAAGGCCAGGAAGAGCUGCAGGCGGUACUGGAGAUGGUCUACGAUGAACUGGCGAACGAGGAAGAUGUCGACGACGAAGACGAUGAUGAUGAGGAGGACGAGGAAGCUGAUGACGAAGAUGGAAUCGACGACAAAGCUGGAAAUCAAGAUGCGACGCAACUAAUGUUAGAGGAAUAUAUGAAUAGCGUGAAAGGGACGAUCGCUACCGAAGAAGAAGAGGCGGCUGCGAUAGCUAUUGAAAAGGCAGAUAAGGAAACCAACACCGAGUGUGCUUUCCUGCCGGAGAAAGGACGCCGUCGGUUGAACGAUGUUGCUCGUAACAGUAACAGCACCAUCGAGGAGAAUUCCGUGCUGGAUGAUCGACUUGUGAAACGAUCGCAAACAUUCUCACCAAGUGCCGUCGCCAGCAAGUCUCGCUACAUUUGUCGCUUAAAUCGAAGCGAUUCCGAUUCAGCCAUGCACUUCAAUAAUCCAGUAACGCCGCAUCCCUUCAAGCGAGGAGCUGUCGAACGUAGAUCAUUGCGGUACCACAACCGGGCACCCAAAGUUUAUCACAAAAUGCAUCCCGCUGUUCCGCGAACUAGUCUGGAUCUGGAACUGGACCUGAAGGCUCAGCAAAGCAAGCUGGAAACCCUAACGGAUGAGAUCAGCCGAUUGCGAGAUCUUAAGAAACGGUUGGAAGUCGCGAGGGACAACAAUGAUGUUAAGGUAGCCGCAUGGGCACUAGAAAACGAGGACUUCCUGAAGCUAAUCAAGAACGCCGGCAGUGCCACGACACCGGAGGAAAAACAUAUGGCCAAACUGUUGCAUAAAACUUCCAAGGAAAUUUAUAAACUGAGAAAAACGAAGGCAGGCAAAGGAAAACUGGAUCAGAUUUCUUUCAAGGAAAAGAUGGCCUUCUUCACCCGUCGAGGAGUGUCCGUACCGGAGCUACCGGCUGACAUUCUACAGCAGGAAGACAGCGAGGAGCUGGGCUCUUCUAGCUCGUGCAAUUCUCCGGUUAAGUGUGACGAAAGCAAAGUACGCGACCCGUCAGAGCCAUCAUGUUCCAAAGCCGGUCCAUCGGGCAGUCAGCAGUUGGAGUAUUCCUACAACGACGUUGAUCGGACGUACGGUGUAGAGGUGUGAGGCACUGCUACCGGCACCCACCGUCGGAAAAACAAACAAACAAACAUGACAAUCAUUUUGUGUACAGGUAACAAACUAGUAGACUACGCUCGGAAUCGGAAAAAUAUGUAUGUUGAGAGAUAGAGAGGUAUUUAUUUGUUUAGAAUAUUCUAGAAGCCAACUCUGCGCUUUGUUCUGCGAACCAAAGCUCUACGUGCAUUUACUUUAUAAGAAUUUAGCGAAGCUGUUUUUAGAAGCAGAAAAGGAGGAAUCAGUUUUGUAUAUAGGUGUUAGGUAGUUUCGGGUUUUCGGCGUCUGGUGUCCGCCUCGUACGCGGCCAAGGUUGCUUGCAAUUUGAAGCCAGUGAAAAUGUCGGGGUGAAUUGUUUUUGAAUGACCAAUAGGGCGGUGUAUUAGUUUGGAUUCUUUGCAGGGGACGAAUGCGCAAAAACGGGAAAAAUUGAUUAGCGAAUGGUUGAGACGAGAAGCUGUUGCUAGUAGAGUCAAGCUAAUGUGCAAUAAAUAUAUAUGUAUAUAUAUUUUUAACAACCGAAAAGCUACUAAAAUUCUAAUCUUCGAUGUCGAGUAAAUUGUGCUUCCAGCGGCAUGUUUGCUACCUCUGCCAGAGCGUCGCGUGCACUCUGGGAAAGGUGUUUAAAAAGUGUUCACUGACAUGCCUGAAAAGAGCUUUUCGUGAACGGUGUUGGUGAACAGUGAAUGCCAUCCACUGUUGGAAAUCGAGUUUAUCUACGGUAUUUCAUGCGCCAUUAUCGUUCGUGGAAUGCUGGAUAACCUUACCUUUAGGAAUGCCAAAAUUGGCUGCAACCAGCUACCUUAUUUUUCCGUGGAGAGCUGAAUACUUCUAUCAAAAUUAAGCACGUUGACUGCAAUCUCAACGCUGUAAUAUUGAAAAAAAUACUUAAUUUAAGUCAAAAAAUCAAAUCUAUAAUCAUUGACCUCUGACACUUGUAGCAUUCACUGGUGACCGCCAGGGAGCCAAUUACCACUGCCUUCAGUCGUAAUACAGCUAUACCAACCUAGCAUUUCGCGGGGCAAGCGCAUUCUCUUGCUCCGAUUGAUUGAGAUGUUCGAUUACAAACAGAAUCGAAUUUUGUAAUGACGCGCGAACCAUCUUUGCCAUCGAGAAAUGAUGUAUGUUCUCCUAUAUGGAUCUAGGCUUAUUCAGCUGCGUUACAGGUUAAGUUUAGAUUAACAACGCAGCUGGGAAUGAUAGUACACUGUUUAGCGAGCUGGAAGUAUUUAAAUGAUUUUAAUCGAUUUUUAUUUAUUGUUUAGAAGUAACUGUAUAAAAUGUGCCUUAUGUAACAAACUACAAAUCGAUUUACUGAAGGUUAUUUAAAAGCUAAAUCACUAUUGAAAAUGGGGGAAAAACAGAGUCAAAAAACACGCUAAGUGCCCAAUCUAACAAUUAUAGGUAAGGGAGUUAACUUUUUUAACGAUACAUGAUAGGUCGCUGCAAGUUUCACACUAACAGAUAGUAACAACGCAACCGCUUCCGGUAGUGUAGUAUCUAGUAGGAAUAUCUCAAUACCAUGGACAGAAUUUGGGUAAUUAGCAGUCCAAGCUUUUUUACGUUAUAGUAGGAUAGAUAGAUAGCCUGAACUUGUUCGAACCUCUCUACACAGAGAACUGCAUAAAGUUAUAUAAUAUGGUAUUUUAAUGUGAAACACUAGCUUUCAAAUGGGGCAAACAAUGUCGACUGGCCGUUGGUCGAUGAAUCGUUCCGAGUGUAAUAUAUAGGGUAACACAGCGUUGGCUCGGGGUCUGAAGCCGGAGGACGACUAGGUAGAAACUAUAAUGAUAGCCACAAUGAAGGAAGGUAGAGUGAAACCAAGAUAAUUGCCAAGAUUUGAGAAUAAUGACGAAAAUACGAAACACAAGUCGGAUGUGAACAGAGAGAAAGAGAGAUAUAGAAUUUUAGGCUUGGUCAGAAUCGUUCUGAAUAUAAAAUUUGUUAUUUAAUUUUUAUACAUGUAGCUAUCAGGAUAUAUUUACAUAGAUUUUAUAGCGUCUAAUAAAAGAGAAAAGAUCUGAAAUGCGUA